This is a messenger RNA of Aspergillus mulundensis, 258 nucleotides long. RefSeq lists its product as uncharacterized. Lineage: Eukaryota; Fungi; Ascomycota; Eurotiomycetes; Eurotiales; Aspergillaceae. Bases 1 to 258 code for a protein of 85 amino acids. The transcript has 2 exons. The record is from RefSeq and is a predicted model, not a curated record.
AUGUCUCUCUGGAAGCUCCCGCCAGCGAGCGCAUUGACCAAGACCGACACCAAUACUGACUACGAAUAUAGCUCCUACAAGGCCCUCUCGCCCAAGACGCGCGCGGUAUUCGGACUCGGUGUUAUUGCCUGGGCGUCUGUCGGUCUGUGGACGUCGUCGGAGGUCGAGCAGGCGAUGGGGAUGGUUCCGACGGAGCAGGAGAAGGCGGAGCUUGAUCGGAAGCUGGCGAUUCGGGUUUCGAGGGUGGAGAGGGAUUGA